AUGAGUACUGGGAGAUUGAGAACGACAUCUUUUGCCGACAAUCAUGCCAAACCGCAGCAUACCGUCGUUGGCGAUCUGAAAGUAACCCGUGAUAAGGAUGGCCAACGAAUUACAAGUGUUCAAGCAACUUAUGGACAACUUCCUGAUCGUAACGAAGAAAUUAGCUAUACCGAUACAAAAGUUAUUGGUAAUGGCAGCUUUGGUGUAGUCUACUCAGCGAAAUUGUUAGGCAAUGAAACUGAAAUUGUUGCUAUUAAGAAAGUAUUGCAGGAUAAACGAUUCAAGAAUCGUGAAUUGCAGAUUAUGAGACGAUUAGACCACAUCAAUAUCGUGAAAUUGUUUUACUUUUUCUAUUCAGCCGGCGAUAAGAAGGAUGAAAUAUUCCUCAAUUUGGUAUUAGAGUUUGUCCCAGAAACUGUCUAUCGUGUUGCCAGACAUUUUACUAAACAAAAACAGUCUAUGCCAAUCUUCUUUGUCAAGCUUCAUCUGUAUCAACUGUUUCGAUCUUUGGCCUACAUUCACUCUCAUGGUAUAUGUCAUCGUGAUAUCAAACCACAAAAUUUGUUGUUGUACCCAGAUACCGGUCUUUUAAAGUUGUGUGACUUUGGAAGUGCAAAGGUAUUAGUCAAAGGCGAACCCAACGUUUCAUAUAUCUGUUCACGCUACUAUCGUGCACCUGAACUAAUAUUUGGAGCUACAGAUUACACUGUGAAAAUCGAUACGUGGUCGGCUGGAUGUGUUUUAGCUGAACUUUUAUUAGGACAGCCCCUCUUUCCUGGUGAAAGUGGAGUCGAUCAGUUAGUAGAGAUCAUUAAAGUUUUAGGGACACCAACCAGAGAUCAAAUUCGUGAUAUGAAUCCCAAUUAUACUGAAUUUAAAUUUCCUCAAAUCAAAGCUCAUCCAUGGGCAAAAGUCUUUCGAACAAGGACCUGUAGCGAGGCAAUUGCUUUAAUAGGCAAACUAUUAGAGUACACGCCAUCCAAGCGAUUAUCAACAUUGGAUUGUCUAGCACAUAAUUUCUUUGACGAUUUAAGACAACCGGGUUGCAAAAUGCCAAAUGGUAGAGAAUUACCACCACUUUUUAAUUUUACUCCUCAUGAACUGUCCAUUCAACCAAGUCUAAACUCUAUCUUAGUACCUUCGUAUAAGUCUUCAACAAAGACUGACGGCCCUUCUGCUGGAGCUAGUAAUGACAACGUAUCAAAUGCUGCUGCUGCAUCUUCGUAA
Molecule: messenger RNA, 1227 nt
Organism: Trichoplax adhaerens
Lineage: Eukaryota; Metazoa; Placozoa; Uniplacotomia; Trichoplacea; Trichoplacidae
Exons: 9
Coding region: 1-1227 (408 amino acids)
Biological process (GO): negative regulation of canonical Wnt signaling pathway; signal transduction; protein phosphorylation
Cellular component (GO): nucleus; cytosol; cytoplasm
Molecular function (GO): protein serine/threonine kinase activity; ATP binding
Source: RefSeq, a predicted model, not a curated record